AUGCCAAAGGCGCGGAGUGCUGCUGCUGCCUCGAGGGGCCACGGCGGCGGCAGCCAGGGGGCCCAGCAGAGACGGCGGGCGGCGGACGUCUUCCUCCUGCUGCUGGCCCUGCGCAUCGCUAACGGCCUGCUUGUCCGGACGUUCUUCCAGCCAGACGAGUUCUUCCAGUCGCUCGAGCCCGCAUGGGGGAUUGCUUUUGGCCGGGACAGUGGCGCUUGGAUUACAUGGGAAUGGGAGCAUCAGCUGCGGUCGUCGAUUCACCCUUACCUCUUUGCGGCCGUCUACAAAGCCGUAGAUGCGGUGGCCAACGUGCUCCAGCUCUCCCCCUUACUACGGGGUGACCUCCUGAUAGCGGGGCCCAAGGUUGUUCAGGGCAUCAUCUCCGCCGUGGGGGACUAUUACACCUGGAAUUUGGGCAGGCGGAUAUACAAUGGCAGGCCGGAGAGCACUUGGAUCGUGAGACUUCCCCCUCCCCCCUCCCCCCUCCCCCCUUUUUUUGCCGUGCUUUACGGGAGGAUGUACAUUUUUAUUCUGACCGGGCGAGCAGCUAGGUUUGACGGUGUUGAGUCCCUGGCAGUGGUUCUGCUCUACUCGGACGUUAUCAAACUGCCUGGAGACCUCCCUUACCGUCACUGCCCUAUAUCUGUGGCCAUGGCAGUGGUCUCUCCCUGGCAGGUGGCCGCUGGUGACCACUAG
Molecule: messenger RNA, 696 nt
Organism: Trichophyton benhamiae CBS 112371
Lineage: Eukaryota; Fungi; Ascomycota; Eurotiomycetes; Onygenales; Arthrodermataceae
Exons: 2
Coding region: 1-696 (231 amino acids)
Biological process (GO): GPI anchor biosynthetic process
Cellular component (GO): endoplasmic reticulum membrane
Molecular function (GO): alpha-1,2-mannosyltransferase activity
Source: RefSeq, a predicted model, not a curated record